Ilex paraguariensis (yerba mate) is the source of this 782-nucleotide messenger RNA. The record is from the annotation of a GenBank genome assembly. NCBI's taxonomy places the organism in Eukaryota, Viridiplantae, Streptophyta, Magnoliopsida, Aquifoliales, Aquifoliaceae.
UCAAUCCAAUCGAUCUUCACAGAUCUUGUACCAUGGCCAAAGAAUUCAAAGUCCCGCCGGUGGUAUUCCCUUCCGGCGGAAACCCUGGUGGGCCCGGAGCCCAACAACGCCGACCAACGGCGCCGUUUCAGCCUCCGAGGUCCUCAAACCCAAGCAUUCCCUUCAUGUCAUUUGACGUUGGCGCUGCAACUACAACUACGUCGUUUCCAAUCCCCCAGUACGGCAACAACUCAAUCGGUGGCGGCAUCAGCACCGGUUUCGAGGACGAACCUCCUCUUCUUGAAGAACUGGGCAUAAACACAAAGCAAAUUUGGAACAAAACGAUGUCGAUUUUGAACCCGUUCAGGAUUAAUCACGAUUUACACGAGGAUGCGGACUUAUCAGGCCCGUUUUUGUUCCUAAUGGCGUUUGGGUUGUUCCAAUUACUCGCCGGAAAGCUCCAUUUCGGUAUAAUAUUGGGUUGGGUCACGGUGGCUUCUCUGUUUCUGUACGUGGUGUUCAACAUGUUGGCGGGUCGAAAUGGGAAUUUGGAUUUGUACCGAUGCUUGAGCUUGAUCGGUUACUGUAUGUUGCCACUGGUGAUUUUGUCGGCCGUUUCGCUGUUCGUGCCUCAGGGUGGGCUGGUGAUUAUGGUCAUGGCUGGGCUUUUUGUGAUUUGGUCCACCAGAGUUUGUACCAGGCUGUUGGUUGAGCUUGCUUCUUGUGGGGAUGAGCACCGCGGUUUGAUCGCUUAUGCAUGUUUCUUGAUUUACAUGCUCUUUUCGCUGCUAGUGAUGUUUUGA